Molecule: messenger RNA, 2028 nt
Organism: Melitaea cinxia (Glanville fritillary)
Lineage: Eukaryota; Metazoa; Arthropoda; Insecta; Lepidoptera; Nymphalidae
Product: cilia- and flagella-associated protein 206-like
Exons: 11
Coding region: 1-1938 (645 amino acids)
Biological process (GO): regulation of cilium beat frequency
Cellular component (GO): axoneme; ciliary basal body
Source: RefSeq, a predicted model, not a curated record
AUGGCGUGCGAUGAAAACGUUAUAAAAAACAUGGCGAAUGAAAUAACACGUAAUUGUCAAGCACAAAAUAUUACGGUCGAUACAGAUUUCGUGAUUUAUUUAAUAGAUUUACUUCUACUAAAUCCGAAGUAUGGAAGAAUGUUCUCUAAAACUAUCAGCAGAAAUAACUUGGAGGCUUUUGUAAAUGACUGUGUUCAUAUGCUUACAAGCGGUACAACAUCAAUAAAUACAUUAAAAAUGCAAUUUAUAAUGCAAAUUAACUACGAUAAGUUACAAAACCUCAUCGACAAACAUCUAGACUCCAUAGACCAGUGUCUCCGACCACUCAUCAAUGAGAUUCUAGACGAAGAUCCUGACGUUGACGACGAUAUAGCUUUCAAGAAACUAUUUAGAAAAAUAUCGAUUUAUAUUAUCUUGUCUAGUGGACUCGGUAAUCCCGGGUCUAUUGUGACGUUGAAAGAAGGCAUGGCAGCCUUAGAAAGCGUGUUCUCUCUGGAAGAUCUCAAAGUAUUUGUCGCUUUACCGCGACAAGAAAAAAUGACACAGUUAAAUGAACUUAUGCAAAUAACGUCGGGCGUGAGGCUUUUUAAUAGAGAUUGUAACAAGGGUGGCGAGGGUAUACCUGAUUUGCCGUUUAAUCUGGUGGACGCUGGCAAGGCUUGUCUAACUGCACUAUCGAAUUCCUUGAUAGGAGUGAUGCAAAGAGUUAAUUCCUUAACAACGGCAGUAGCGGAUACAAUUACAAUACAGGAAGAAACGGGAAACGUUAUCAUUGAUUUACCAAGCAACUCAGAACUGACUGAAAAUAAUUUCAAACAAAUAUUCGAAUUGCUAGCUUUCAAUCGCCAAUAUGAAUUGUACAUACGUAAAUUACUAGCAGACGUUGAAACGAUGGUACAAAACGGUACCCACUACGUAGAGAAAGUGAAGCUAGUGCUCGAAGAGUUACAUUCAUCUGUAAAGUAUAAAGCUGCUGUUCCCGUUGUGACAGUUUUUCCUCUUUUCACAAAACUUUGGAAAGUAUGGCGUUCCAUGCAAAACGUCAUGUACUUGAUGUCUACCGUUAAUCGAUUGAUGUCGAUUCUUGCUAACAUCCAAGAUCAGAUGAAGAUACCCUACGAUAUUGUGGAAAAGAUGCUGGAAGGGAAAAGUGUUAUCACAGAUCACGAUAGAACGAGUAGUAAAAUUAGUGUAACAGAUAAACUGUCUUUGGGUUCGUUGAAGAAUUAUGUGGCUUACGGCGGUAGCUUUACUACAUUGACUGACAAGAAUGUUCAGUUUCUUGGCUUUUGUGCACUUUGUCUAAGCGUUGGAGCGCUCGUGCCAAGUAAUGUGAAACUCGGACUGAUUAAGUUUAAAGGACAUAGUUAUGGUUUCUGUAGUGUUAAAAUGGCGACGCGAUUCAGUAAGGACUCGCAAAGACACGUCAACGAAGUUCUAGAAUUCGCUCGAAACAAUCCCUGUGUGAUCAAUUUACUGAAUAUUUUGGAAGAUGUGAAAGAUGUGAAGAAAAUAGAUAAUCUAGUCACUCGAGUUUUACCAAAAACCAAAAUAUCAGACAAACCUGUACAAACAGAAACUCAUCCCAUUGACGGGUAUAUAGAGAAAAACUACACUUGGGAUAUGUGGGAGUGGAAACGCCGCGCCUGUCAGUGGGCCACAAUAGUCAAUUGUCAAACCCAUUCAACCCAAACAGACUACAGCCAUCUUCGAUCUGAAAUACAUUGUCAAACGGUUGAACCGCGCGAUAAAUGCCAACAAACUAAGAAGGAUACGGGGAUCAAUACUAAUCCGCGUGAUGUGUUCAUAUGGGGUCUUCGAGGACAAAUUGGUUAUGGACAACACGCUAUGGAGUUAAAUACAGCAACUAACGGAGACAAACAAAAAGCUCAAGUAUUAACAACAUGCAGUUGGCCAUGCGUUACUUCCGAAGACUAAGAUUUUUGACUUAUCGUUAGUUUUAAGUUUAGCUACAAUGUUCUCAAUUAAUCAUAUUUAUCGAUGUUUAAUUUGUAACGUUUCCAAAUC